AUGGAUGAACUGAAAAUCAACGUAUUCGACCUCCAUCUAGAUAUUAUUUGGAUAACAGAAACAUGGUUUUCGGACCAGAUUGACAAUAGAGAGGUCGCAAUACCUGGCUUUCAACUGUUCCGCAAAGACAGCGACAACCGAAGAGUUGGCGGUCUAGAAACCCUCAUAAAGAACGGUUUGUAUGUUUCAGAAAAAAGGGCUAAUCUGUCUUGUCCGGAAACACCAUGGUUGACUGUAAAAGCAACGGGUUCCCAAAUCCUCGAUAUCUUAACUCUCUACCGAGCCCCAAGGAACGAUCAUGAAGCUGAUGCCCUAUUGCUGGAUGGGCUUAAAGCCUUUCCUGUGCGAUCAAAUACUCUUAUCGUUAGGGACUUCAAUGUGCCUACCAUCAACUGGAGCUCCACCUCAGCCGAUUGCCCUGAAUCGGCAUUCGACCACCAGCCCCUGCACACAACUGAAUUCCUGCUUCUCACCCAGCACGUCACCUUUCCCACAAUAAUUCGUGAGGGCCAAUAG
Molecule: messenger RNA, 516 nt
Organism: Dibothriocephalus latus
Lineage: Eukaryota; Metazoa; Platyhelminthes; Cestoda; Diphyllobothriidea; Diphyllobothriidae
Source: the annotation of a GenBank genome assembly